GCACUGGAUCCAACAGAGAGAGCCUCAGAGAGCCUGGCUGUCCGCACAGAGAGGAGAGGGAAGCUCACACACCGGCUGUGAUGCGUAGCGGGGCUCUGCUGGCUCAACAACACUCGGAUGGGAUAAAACCUCCCGGUGCUCACAUCUAACCGCUCACUGUGCGCGCGCGUGUGUGCCGCGAGGACUGAGACAUGCUCCUGUAGCGCGAGGCGCGAGUGAUAUUAUCGUGUUUGCUGCACAGAAAUAUUUGGCUUGGCCCUAACUUGGAGCCGUGUGGACGCUGAGCAAGUUUUUUUAUUCACUUGAAUCCCAUUUGAGUCGUUUCACUCGGAGCACCGGGGCGAGAUGGAGACCGAAAAGUACUUACCGGAGCUUAUGGCGGAGAAGGACACGCUGGAUCCGUCUUUUCAGCACUCCCUGCGGCUACUGGAUCAAGAGAUUGAAAAAAUUCAGAAAGACGAGGGGAAGGAAGAGGAGAAGUUCAUUGACGUCGUCAUCAACAAGAACAUGAAACUGGGCCAGAAAGUUUUGAUACCAGUCAAGCAGUUUCCUAAAUUUAACUUUGUCGGCAAACUCCUCGGGCCACGCGGGAACUCGUUAAAGAGACUACAGGAGGACACUCUCACAAAGAUGUCAAUUCUGGGAAAAGGAUCCAUGAGAGACAAAGAAAAGGAGGAAGAGCUACGGCAGAGCGGCGAGGCCAAAUAUCACCACCUGAACGAAGACCUGCACGUCCUCAUCGAGGUGUUCGCCCCGCCAGCUGAGGCCUACGCCAGGAUGGGUCAUGCUCUGGAGGAGAUCAAGAAGUUUCUCAUACCAGAUUACAAUGAUGAGAUCAGACAGGCCCAGCUGCAGGAGCUCACAUACCUGAACGGUGGCUCAGAGGAUGCCAAGGUGCCAUCGGUGAGGGGCAAGUCAGCCGCCCGUGGAAGAGGGACACCUGUUCCAGGGCCUCCCAGUGAUCCAAGUGUCCUGAAGCCCCUGGGGCGCCGUCAGCCUCCAUUAGGUGGAGUUGUGUUGCUACCUCCUCUCCCCUUGGAUCUCCGCAAAUGUUCUGAGGACUCUAAAACUUCACCUGAGCCUCCCUCGGCAUAUGGGAGUCGAGGAGGAGUUCCUCCCCUGCACGCGGCCGUGCCUCGAGGAGCAGCACCCAGAGGAGCCCCACCCAGCCGCGCUCCAUCUUCCAGAGGGAGAGGGGUUCAGAGAGCCAGAGGUGCCCCCCCAACCGCCGGGUACCGACCGGCUCCUCCAAUCGUUCAGGACACAUACGGCGAAUAUGAAUAUGACGACGGCUACGGAACAGCUUAUGACGACCAAGGAUACGAAUCAUAUGACAACAACUACAGUAAUCAAGGACAGAACUCAGACGACUACUAUGAAUACGGACACAGCGGGGAAUCAUACGAGUCGUAUGGUCUGGAGGAGUGGGCAAACAAUCGUGGCAAGGCACCGCCAGCACGAACAACCAAGGGAGUGUACAGAGAUCAGCCAUACACCAGAUAUUGAACUGUUUAUACAACCCGCACCUGAGUCCUCAUGGCUGUUUCAACCCAAGUAAUGGAUUUUUUAUGGACGCUCCCACCUUUUUAGAAUUGAAAACUAAAACCGCAAAAUAACACAAAUGAAACAGCGAUAGUGAGUAAAAAAAACUGAUUUACAAAAAGAAAAAAAAUGGCCUCCCCCUGAUUAUAAAAACAUACUCCCACUGGGUAAAAAUGUGUAAAGCAAUUUAGGUAAUCUAUCCUUUCCUCCAGGAGAAAUCGACUGGACGUUGAGAUUAAGACUCCAUAGCACAUUAAGUUUCUCUCUCAGCUAUGUGAUGGUGAAGAAUGACAUUGUACCGAGCUAUUUUACUUGGUAAUGAUUAGAGAAUCACUAUGCUGUCGUACAAUGUUUCUACACAGCUGCCAGUGCAACUUAAUUUAUCACCCUCUAUUCUUCAAACCCUGAACUGCGUGGUUGAUCACUUUAAAAUGUAGUAGCUUAGUUCUAGGAAAGUGCAGUACUGUAGAUAUUUUUUCUGAGGGGUAAUUGGUGAAAAUUGUGUCCCUUGUAAAUUUCCAAACUGAACAAGAGAAAAGUCAUACUGUAUACAUAUUGUUUUUGCUGUUUCCUCCUUUUUGUAAAAUAAUAGUUCUUUAGUGUUAAAGGGCUUAUAAAAGCAUGGUGUGCAACUGUGGAUAUUGUCAGCUGUUUUAUUCUGAAAAGCCUAUGUAGUUGUGUUCAUGAUUAUUCCCCCUAAAACAUCAACACAUCUAUAAAUAGCCGCUCAUACUUUGUGUACACCGAACAGCCAGAGCUGCGAAUCAAUCCGGGAGCUUUUUAAUUUUUGUGAUUUUUCUUUUUCUGUUUUUUUUAGAUGCUCUAAAUAAGUAAUUUUGAUGUCAUUUAUUGAUUUUAAUACCAGAUACUUUUCUGACUUUGUAGGCAUAAUAAUCAAUUUUAAGAUCCUCAAUCACAUGCUGGUGAAUUGAUCAUUUCCAUCUAGAGAUUUGUUCAAGUAUAAUGAUUUUGAGCUUAUGUAAGCCCUUUAAUAUUUUUUCUUCUUUGUUGAUGCUGAAUAAACAUU
Epinephelus moara (kelp grouper) is the source of this 2569-nucleotide messenger RNA. It is a transcript of the gene khdrbs3, whose product is annotated as KH domain containing, RNA binding, signal transduction associated 3. The coding region runs from base 346 to 1506 and encodes 386 amino acids. Gene Ontology annotation, biological process: regulation of alternative mRNA splicing, via spliceosome. Gene Ontology annotation, molecular function: mRNA binding. Gene Ontology annotation, cellular component: nucleus. The record is from RefSeq and is a predicted model, not a curated record. The transcript has 10 exons. Lineage: Eukaryota; Metazoa; Chordata; Actinopteri; Perciformes; Serranidae.